Messenger RNA from Anguilla rostrata (American eel), 1213 nucleotides. RefSeq names its product aquaporin-1-like. Bases 45 to 833 code for a protein of 262 amino acids. The transcript is spliced from 4 exons. Gene Ontology annotation, biological process: renal water transport; carbon dioxide transmembrane transport; hyperosmotic response. The record is from RefSeq and is a predicted model, not a curated record. Gene Ontology annotation, cellular component: membrane. Gene Ontology annotation, molecular function: carbon dioxide transmembrane transporter activity; water channel activity; glycerol transmembrane transporter activity. NCBI's taxonomy places the organism in Eukaryota, Metazoa, Chordata, Actinopteri, Anguilliformes, Anguillidae.
AGUCCCGUCAGUAACUAUCACAGAGGACCACUGGGGGCUCAGCCAUGAUGAAGGAGCUCAAGAGCAAAGCCUUCUGGAGGGCCGUUCUGGCUGAGCUGCUGGGCAUGACCCUCUUCAUAUUCCUCAGCAUAGCGGCGGCCAUAGGCAACCCCAACAACAGCGACCCCGACCAGGAGGUCAAGGUGUCGCUGGCCUUCGGGCUGUCCAUCGCCACCCUGGCGCAGAGCCUGGGCCACAUAAGCGGCGCCCACCUCAACCCGGCCGUCACCCUGGGCAUGCUGGCCAGCUGCCAGAUCAGCAUGCUCAAGGCCGUCAUGUACAUCGUAGCGCAGAUGCUGGGGGCGUCGGUGGCCAGCGGCAUCGUUUACGGGGUCCGACCGGAGGGCGUCGCGGCGCUGGGGUUAAACAGCCUAAACAAAAUCACCCCCAGUCAAGGCGUUGGCGUGGAGCUCUUGGCCACCUUCCAGCUGGUCCUGUGCGUCAUUGCCACAACGGAUAAAAGACGACGUGACGUUACAGGCUCCGCCCCACUAGCAAUCGGGCUUUCGGUGGCUCUAGGACACCUAACAGCCAUCAGCUUCACUGGGUGCGGGAUUAACCCUGCUCGGUCUUUCGGCCCAGCCGUCAUCUUGGGUGACUUCUCCGACCACUGGGUGUACUGGGUGGGGCCCAUGUGCGGAGGUGUGGCAGCAGCCCUCGUCUACGACUUCCUCCUCCACCCCAAAUUCGACGACUUCCCCGAGCGCAUGAAGGUUCUGGUCAGUGGCCCAGAUGGUGACUACGAUGUCAAUGGACCAGACGACGUGCCAGCAGUCGAAAUGUCAUCAAAGUGAAAUAAAUUGUGUCAAGCAAUGUACAGUUUUCUAGAGUUUUACCAAUCUGACUGUAAAGCCAUGGUCAUGUGUUCUGAAAAUGUUUUUUUUUUUACAAAGUCACAAAUUAGUCAAAUGGAAAUUGCAUUUCUUGAGCAUGCACUUUGACUGCUUCAGUACUUGAGAAAUGUUACAAAGAUACUUCCCUUUAAGUAUUCUUAACUAGGUAGAAUUGUAUGUGCUUCUGGAAACAGUUGUAUUCCUUUUUGUAAAUGUAUAUGUAUGAGUAAUUUUCAAUUUUUAAAACUAUAUUUGUAUCAUGUGUUCACUACUGCAUUCCUUUCUGUCACUUUUUGAUAAUUAAAGUGCCUUAUGGUAUCACUAUGAGGUCCUGGAAUGUU